CCUAAACGAUAGUUGACCAAAAGGAUUCACAAAUAUCUCCUGUUCCUCCAUCAUCAAUUUAAUUAAGAUGGUACAAUUACGGCAUCAGAUUUUAUCCUGUGGGAGUUUACUGAAUCAAUUUCAACUUAACAUCAGAUGGAGUUCAUCUUUACAAAUCAGGGACAAAAAAGUAAUACAACCAGAACAUUCUUUUAAGUAUGCAGAUUUAUCGGUCCGUCUUGCAGGACCAGAACAAUUACAGCCCAAACCUAAUGUCAGUGCUCUAUCAUUUGGUAAAUACUUCACAGAUCAUAUGUUAAAAAUAUUUUACCACGAAGCAUUAGGAGGAUGGCAGAUACCAGAAAUAACACCUCUUGAAAACUUAGUCCUUCAUCCAGCAUCAAAAGUGCUACACUAUGCAAUAGAGUUGUUCGAGGGUUUGAAAGCUUACAGGGGAGUAGAUGGAAAAAUAAGAAUAUUUAGGCCAGAUUUGAAUAUGGAACGAAUGAACAAUUCAGCAGUGAGGGCUGGCUUGCCCACUUUUAUUGGGGAUGAACUAAUAAAAUGUUGCUGUAGAUUAGUUAGUAUAGAUCAAGAAUGGGUUCCCCAUUCUACCGCUUCUAGUCUGUACAUACGUCCAACUCUGAUAGGUAUAGAUCCUACACUUGGAGUGGCAUCCUCAGAGUCCGCUUUACUGUACGUUAUUUUAUCACCUGUGGGCUCCUAUUUUAAAAAAACAGAUGAAAACGUUGGUGUGUCCUUACUAGCAGAUCCUCAAUACACCAGAGCCUGGCCAGGGGGUUGUGGUAACUACAAAGUAGGUAGUAAUUAUGGGCCUACUAUUUACGUACAAAGAGAAGCUGCAGAAAGAGGUUUGCAGCAAGUGUUAUGGCUUUAUGGAGAAAAUAGUGAAGUAACCGAAGUUGGGACAAUGAACAUCUUUAUGUUUCAUAUAAAUGACGAUGGAGAAAAAGAAUUAAUAACACCACCUUUGUCGAGUGGUUUAAUUCUUCCUGGGGUCACUAGAAAUUCUAUUUUGGCGGUAGCUAAAGAGUGGAAUCAGUUCAAAGUCAGCGAACGAACAUUCUGUAUGGAUGAAGUUUGUCAAUUAUUAUCAGAAAAUAGGCUGUUAGAACUUUUUGGAGCGGGAACAGCUUGUAUAGUCAGUCCUAUAUCGUACAUCGAAUAUAUUGGUCGACCGUUACACAUACCGACGGUAGAACACUCGGAGCCUGUUUAUAAAAAGUUUCUAAAACAUUUAAUGGACAUACAAUACGGUGUUAUACCGGAUCACCCGUGGGCGAUACCUAUUGAGUGA
Messenger RNA from Dufourea novaeangliae, 1297 nucleotides. RefSeq names its product branched-chain-amino-acid aminotransferase, cytosolic (gene Bcat). The record is from RefSeq and is a predicted model, not a curated record. Gene Ontology annotation, molecular function: branched-chain-amino-acid:2-oxoglutarate transaminase activity. The coding region runs from base 68 to 1297 and encodes 409 amino acids. The transcript is spliced from 7 exons. Gene Ontology annotation, biological process: L-leucine biosynthetic process; L-valine biosynthetic process. Gene Ontology annotation, cellular component: mitochondrion. NCBI's taxonomy places the organism in Eukaryota, Metazoa, Arthropoda, Insecta, Hymenoptera, Halictidae.